GGCGGGCCGGGCCCACCUCCUGCACCGCGGCUGCGGGCCGGCUGAGAAGAGCGGCUGUGCUUCGGGUCGCGACGGCUGACAGUAAGGGGGGAGGCCGAGGCGAGACCGGGCUUCCCCUGAGGUACGUCCCCGAGACGGGGCGGCGACCCUAGCGCUCCUCACACGCGCAGCGCGCUGACGGGCUGGUCCCUGUCCAGCCCCAGCCGCGCUGAAUCGCAGAGCGCAAACCCGAGGUCCCACCCUCCGCCGGCCCGGCCGCGGGGUGGAAGCGAUCCCAAAGGCUCCCCUGACAUAACGGACACAAGGCCGGGAGCCCGGCUGUGGGCCACCACCCUCCUCCGCUGUCCCUCGCUCCGCAGCGAGACCCUGCAGCCUUGAGCUGUGAUUGGCAGCAACCGCCGGCUCACGAAGUAAGCGCAAGGAGUACAAUUGCCAUCUGCCCAACCUUGGAAGCUCAUAGCAGAAGGGUCGCUCUGAAGGCCGACGAGGGAGAAGCGCUAAGACAUGAUGUCAAGUGGAGACAGCCAGCAAUCACAGGCUCUCACCAAGCCUACUUUUACUGAGGUACAAGCCUCUGCGCUGGUCGAGUCAGUAUUUGGAUUCAAAGUUUCUAAGAUCCAGCCACUCCCCAGCUAUGAUGACCAAAACUUUCAUGUUCACAUUUCAAGAACCGAAGACAUCACAGAUGACACAGUUGAAUAUGUCCUCAAAAUAAGCAACACAGAGUCUAGCAAAACUCCAGACCUGAUUGAAGUGCAGAACCAUGUCAUCAUGUUUCUGAGAGCAGCUGGAUUUCCAACAGCCUCUGUGUGCCGAACUAAAGGGGACAACACUAUCUCCCUAAUGUCCAUUGACAGUGGAUCUGAAAUCAAAAGCUACUUGGUGAGAAUGCUCAGUUACCUCCCAGGAAGACCAAUUGCUGAUAUUGCCAUCAGCCACCAGCAAUUAUAUGAAAUAGGAAGGCUGGCCGCCCAAUUGGAUAAAACACUGGAGGAAUUCCAUCACCCAAAGUUAAAUCUUCUUCAUCGAGAGAACUUCAUCUGGAAUCUGAAAAAUGUUCCUCUUCUAGAGAACUACAUAGGUGCCCUGAGCCAGAGCCGAAACCGGGAGAUUGUUGAACAGGUCAUUCAGCUGUUCAAGGAAGAAGUAAUGACCAAAUUAAGUCAUUUUCGAGAAUGUAUUAAUCAUGGUGAUCUUAAUGACCAUAACAUUUUAAUAGACCUCAGCAAGUCAGCCUCUGGAGAUGCUGUGUACCAAGUCUCGGGGAUCUUAGACUUUGGUGACAUGAGCUAUGGCUACUACGUGUUUGAAGUGGCUAUCACCAUCAUGUACAUGAUGAUUGAAAGCACAGAUCCUAUACAAGUGGGAGGGCACAUCCUUGCAGGGUUUGAAAGUGUGAUCCCUCUGACCCCUGUAGAGAGGAGUGUUUUGUUUUUACUGGUAUGUAGUCGUUUUAGUCAGUCCCUCGUCAUGGCCACAUACACUUGCCAGCUGUACCCAGAGAACAAAGAAUACCUCAUGAUUACAGCGAAAACUGGAUGGAAGCAUUUACAGCAGAUGUUUGACAUGGGCCAGAAAGCCAUAGAAGAAAUCUGGUUUGAAACUGCCAAGUCCUAUGAAUCUGGAAUCUCCAUGUGACCAGAGAAAAGUUUGUAUUUCCUUUGGCAAUUAAAACUCAGCUGGGCUCAGAUCAAAUUUAUGAAGGAUUUUCAUGCAGCGUUAAAACUAAAAUGAUAAAACAGGUCCACUCUAAAUAUGAAGAGGCAAAGAAAGGUCUGGUUUUUACAGCAAUCUUAGGACCAUCUUUUACACUUAAGAAAGUUCUACCUGAAGCAUUUGCCUAGCAUGGAAGGCCCUGGGCUCAUCCUCAACACCACAGAAAAGAAAGACAUAGGCACAAGUGAGCAUGUCUUUGUGCAGGUCUUGCUUGCCUUUUAUAAAAAACAUGAUAGCCAGGCCAUGGUUGGAAGGCAGGCAGAUCUCUGAGUUCAAGGCUAGCCUGGGCUACAGAGUGAGUUCCAGGACAGCCAGGACUACACAGAGAAACUCUGUCUCAGAAAGAAAAUAAAACAAAACAAAACAGGAACAUACGUGAUGAUGUUUGAUUUGUAAUCAGUCUCCGAAGGCCUAUUCCAGUCCUUAAAUCAAUUACUUUAAAACUGAAAAGAAUACAGAUGUAUAGCUAUAUUCACAUAUUUGAAAUAAUUCACAUAUUUUAAAUACCUAGCCUACACACACAUAACUCUUAGGAACUCAUUGAUCUCACCUCUCUAGAAUCCCACUGGGAUUAAGGGCAUAUGCCACAUGCCAGCCUGUAAUUGCUCUUUAUAGAAAUCUGUAAAAUUAGUGAAAUGAAGCUCAUUGCAUAUUUGGCUUAAAUUUUACCUCAGUAUUUCCUUUACUAAUUUAUUUUCAUGUCUCUUUAGUAUAAGUGUUUUGUUUUUCCUGUUUUAAGACCAGAUUUCACUGUGCUGUCCAUACUGGACUCAAGCUGUCAAACUCCUGAGCUUAAGUAAUAAUCCUGCCCCAUGCAACCAAGCAGCCAGGACUGUAAGCAUGCGUACCACACUCAGCACAUUCGUCUACAGACCACUCAGGUCCAGAACUCUAGUCAUUCCAACACCCCGACAAUAGGUAUCUCUCUGUGUGAGUGUGCCCUGAUACUGUAACAGCCUAUCUGUCUGCCUCCCUGCCUUAUCUCCCUGUCUGCUGUCUAAACUUCCCAAACUAGGCAUUUUAACUCCUGUCUUGGUUUCCUUUUUUGGAAGAUCAAGAUAAUGGUUGUACCUAUCCCAGAUAGUUAAUUGUGAGGGUUUUGUAAGAGACUAUGGCAGCCUCUUAGCAUGGACUAUGCCACAUAGUAAAGGCAUAGUAGUUACUAAAUAAUGGAUCACAUUCCAGGUUACCCAAGCUUGAAAAUAUUGGUGAGACAUGACAUGUUGCUUGGCUUUCUCAGACUCAGUCAGUGAGCUCUGCUGCUUUCACAAGUCAAGAUAUUAGGUUAAUAAACCUGGAGGAGGUCUGUCUUUGUGGCUUCCUUAACUUUUCAGUAGUACAUGCUAUAACCCAGUGCUCAUCUUACAUGCACUACCUUAUUUAAUCUAGAAAAGAAUCAUAGAUAUUCUGAUGAUUAAUCUCCAUUUUUUAGAUAAAGAAAUAGAGCCUUUUAAAGCUGGAUUAAUUGACUCAAAAGAAAGCCCAGGCUUAGAUCUUAAAUUAGGUCUUUGGGCUGUAACAUCUGUUCCUAAGCAGUACAGAAUCUCAUACUUCUUCUGCCUCUUCUUUCCUCUUCCAAGACACACAUGCACACAGAGAUUGAGAGACAGAACAAAUGAGAUCAUUCACAUGUGAAACACUUAGGAUGCUCACACUUAAGGUUUUUCUUUAACUUGGCUAAUCAGGAAACUGGGGACCAGAAAAAUGGGCUGAAACUUUGGUUUCACUCACUCCAGAUCAGUGUUCAUCCUGUUAUAUAAUGGAACCCUGCAGGUUUUUCUCGAUUGUUUUUGCUAAUAGGGAUUCUCUCCACUAAAUUCCUAAUGCAAAUAUGCUGAUUUCUUUAUGACAUUAAAUAUAUACUGAAUUAUAUUGAUAUUUUA
Molecule: messenger RNA, 3599 nt
Organism: Psammomys obesus (fat sand rat)
Lineage: Eukaryota; Metazoa; Chordata; Mammalia; Rodentia; Muridae
Gene: Hykk
Product: hydroxylysine kinase
Exons: 5
Coding region: 505-1638 (377 amino acids)
Molecular function (GO): amino acid kinase activity
Source: RefSeq, a predicted model, not a curated record